Armigeres subalbatus is the source of this 1371-nucleotide messenger RNA. RefSeq lists its product as uncharacterized. NCBI's taxonomy places the organism in Eukaryota, Metazoa, Arthropoda, Insecta, Diptera, Culicidae. The transcript is spliced from 2 exons. Bases 88 to 1371 code for a protein of 427 amino acids. The record is from RefSeq and is a predicted model, not a curated record.
AUCAUCACUUCACAAUCCGAUUCAGCAUUAGGCACCGAAUUGUCCGAUAGGAUCAGCUCGCGAUUGCGUGGUGAAAACUAAAUUAAAAUGGCACGGAAGGGAAUUUCGCAGAAAGAUAAGAUUCUCCAAAUAGUGGAGCAAAUACAAGAGGGCGAACUCAUUAUAUACAAAUGUGCAGUGGAUGUCGAUUGUGUCCCGAAAUGCAGUUAUGCACAAAAAAAAACUUUUUUGGCCAGUAACUUUAAACGGCACCUCCAAACAUCCCAUCCAGAUGCCUACAAAGGGCUGAACCUGGAUGAUAAACCAGAAGAAGAACCUGCCCCAAAGAAGCCGAAGGGUGCCAAACUGCUGGUUGACCUAGAAAAAAGAGACUGCUAUUUAGGAUUGUUACAACUAGUAACAAUUAACAAUUUACCGUUCAGCUUCAUCGAAUGGAUUGGCUCAAAAACAUUGAUACAUCCUGUGUUGAACGCAAUCGGGAACAAGUGGACACGUCAUCGCGUUGCGGCUUUCGUUAAAGCAGCCGCGGCAACCAUCCGCGAAAUUUUGCGAUCCCGAAUGCAAAAACGAAUGUUGAGUUUAAAAAUCGACUCCGCGUCGCGUCGUGGCAGGGCCAUUUUUGGAAUCAACGCUCAGUAUGCUGAUGAAGACGGCCAAGUACGGAUCAGACACCUAGCUGUGCGCGAGAUGAACGAGCGACAAACCAAGGAAAAUUUGUCAAACGUAAUACUCGAAGAGCUGAAUGAUCUCGGAUUGGACAUCAAUCACAUAUUCGCAAUUGCUCAUGACAACGGCGCCAAUAUGUGCGCAAGUGUCAAGCUUUUGAAAGCUCUAUCGAAACCUGGAUCAGAAGACGAAGCUGCUCUAAACAGCAUGUUACCAGCCGAAUUCGAGCUAUUGGAACAAUACGACAGGGAGCAAAGCCUAUUGAUGCCAGAUGAGGAAAACCUUGGUCUGAUGAGCAUGCUGCCCGCUGAGUUUGCCGAAUUCGACUCUGAUGACGCCCAAGAAGCAGACGUAAAGGUAAAAGAAGAACACAACAAGCAAAGCACUACCGAACAACAGGAAGACACAAACGAUUUCGAGAACGAGAAAGAUGGAACAUCUGACAUCCUUGUCAAUGACGACGAUUCAGAAGAGCCAGUUAUUCUGGACAGCAUCAGGUGUGGUGCUCAUACGGCGCAAUUGGUCGCAUACGAUGUCAUUAAGCUGCACAAUAAGAGGCUGGGUCAAAUCAACAAAAUUUGUCAAAGAUGCAUCAUAAGACUAGCAGGGAGCUUUUUGUUCUGCACAAAAUUGCUCUGCCACCGAAAGUCAAUGAAACCCGUUGGGGCGUCUGGUUUAUCGUUUUACGGUAUCUUCAGGUAUUAA